AUGGAAGACUGUGAUAAUUAUUGUCUAGGAAAUCUCUGCCGACUACAUAAGCUGGAGGAAUUUGCAUGCAUUAUUGAUUGGAAUUGGAAGAAAAGUGAGGUGGCAAGGGACUUGAUGAUCACGUUCCUGAUUUCGCUCAGGAAGCUGAUUCUGAAAGGCACGUGCUAUAAUGCGGUUGUGGGGCCUGAGUGGGAAACAGUCGAUGGCGGAUUCCCGAGUUUGAAAUACUUGGAAAUCAAUUGGAACUCUGAUCUUGAAGAGUGGAGGACGGAGGCCACGCACUUCCCGUGCCUCGAGCAACUCAGACUGCUGAAACUACUAAAGCUGGUGGAGAUUCCAUUAGGAAUUGGGGAUAUACCCACGCUUAAGGAGAUCAAUAUGGUGUUUUCACUACAAAAAGAUUGUUAUAUUCCAACGGAGAAUCCUAUGGAAAUAUAUUCCAAUGGAAAUUUUAACGAAUAUUCUAAUGACUCCGUGGUGCUUUCUGCAAAGAAGAUAUUAGAGGAACAAGAGAAAUGUCAUGGGGAGGUGGGGCUUCAGAUUACAAUUUUCUAA
Molecule: messenger RNA, 555 nt
Organism: Striga asiatica
Lineage: Eukaryota; Viridiplantae; Streptophyta; Magnoliopsida; Lamiales; Orobanchaceae
Source: the annotation of a GenBank genome assembly